This is a messenger RNA of Solanum dulcamara, 707 nucleotides long. RefSeq names its product protein DOG1-like 4. The record is from RefSeq and is a predicted model, not a curated record. Gene Ontology annotation, biological process: DNA-templated transcription. The transcript has 2 exons. Gene Ontology annotation, molecular function: sequence-specific DNA binding. NCBI's taxonomy places the organism in Eukaryota, Viridiplantae, Streptophyta, Magnoliopsida, Solanales, Solanaceae. Bases 27 to 707 code for a protein of 226 amino acids.
GAAAAGGAAGAGAAAAAAAAAGAAAGAUGAGCUUCCAGCGUUUCUACCAAACAUGGUUCGAUCAACUGAAAGAAAUCGUACGGCAACUUAACCAAGUUCCACGGCCGGCGACUAGUGAUGAACACCGCCAAUUGCAACAACAGCUGGUUCAAAAACUGAUAUCACAUUACUGCGAGUACUACCGAGUCAAGUCUUUAGCUGCAAAAAAUGACAUCCUCUCUGUUUUCUCUGCGCCAUGGUGUACUUCACUUGAACGAUCUCUCCAAUGGAUUGCCGGAUGGCGACCGACUACGGCGUUCCACCUUAUCUACACUGAAUCAAGCAUUCUGUUUGAAUCUCACAUUAUCGACAUUCUCCGUGGUUUCCGAUACGGAGACCUCGGUGAUCUGUCGCCUGAUCAACUCGCUCGUGUUAGUGAACUUCAAUGUGAAGCUGUUCACGAAGAAAAUUCUAUCACCGAUGAACUCUCCGACUGGCAGGAUGGUGCAAGCGAGAUAAUUGGUUUAAUGGGAGACGUUGAUGCGAAGAUGGAAAAGCUAGUGGAAAUUUUAGAGAAGGCGGACAAAGUGAGGAUGAAGACGAUAGAAAAUUUGGUAGAGCUAUUAACGCCACAACAAAAAGUGGAAUUUCUUAUAGCAUCGGCGCAUUUGCAAUUCGGUGUUCGCAGAUGGGGAAUCAAUCAUGACCGUCAAAGAGAAAAUUCAUGA